GCCAUGGAAACCCAUUCCAUGGAGCUCUCUACGCACUGUUGUUGGGCUCAUCUGAAGGCCACACCAAGUUUGGAGGUCUUUAGCUAUUGACUCUGCAGACAGUUGAAGCCGUCUGCAUGCCUAGGGGCUUGAUUGUAUACACCUGUGUCCAUGGAGAGGAUUGGAACACCUGAAUCACAUGAUAUGGAGGGGAUUGGAACACCUGAGUCACAUGAUUUGGAGGGCGAGCCCAAUACUUCCAGCAAUAUAGUGUAUAUAGAUAUCUCCACAGCUUAUCCUGGUAAUUCUUGUCCCUACAGGAAACGUAAUCCUGUGGAAUAUAUCACC
Messenger RNA from Staurois parvus, 327 nucleotides. The record is from the annotation of a GenBank genome assembly. Lineage: Eukaryota; Metazoa; Chordata; Amphibia; Anura; Ranidae.